AUGAACGCCUCCGAUCCAGUCGAUGUGGCCGAGAUUGCCAAGUCCAAGGCCAUCUCUCAAGUGGGCAUCAACGAGAAGGAUGAGCUAAAAAUUGAACAAGCUCCUGUUCAACAGGGAACAUUCUAUUCGGAGGAUAAAGUCGACAGAGAAUACCCGAGUCAAGAUGAUCUACGCAACCUUCGUCGAGUAGCGGGCAAGGUUCCCUGGCCUGCAUACACCGUCGCCUUUGUGGAACUUUGCGAGCGAUUCUCCUACUAUGGAACAACUGCGGUUUUCGUCAACUUCAUUCAGCGUCCUCUUCCGGCCGGAUCUACCACUGGUGCUUUGGUCCCCGGGUCCGACUUCAGCAAUGGUGUGCCAGGUGCCUUGGGAAUGGGCCAACAGGCCUCUACUGGAUUGACAUUGUUCAACUCUUUCUGGUCUUAUAUCAUGCCUCUAUUCGGUGCUAUGGUUGCUGAUCAGUACUGGGGUCGUUUCCGCACCAUCUUUGCCUCCAUUGGUUGUGCUUUGGUCGGCCACACUAUUCUCAUCAUCUCCGCCAUUCCUCCAGUCAUUGCUAGCCCUAACGGCUCCAUUGCAUGCUUCUCUAUCGGUUUGAUCAUCAUGGGUGUUGGUACCGGUGGUUUCAAGUCCAACAUUUCCCCUCUGAUUGCGGAGCAGUACCGUGAAGAGAAGCCCUAUAUCCAGACAUUGCCCAGUGGAGAGCGUAUCAUUGUCGACCCAGCUGCCACAGUGGCCCGUAUCUAUCUUUACUUCUACAUGAUGAUCAACAUCGGUUCGCUCGUUGGUCAAAUUUCAAUGGUCUACGCGGAACGUUAUGUCGGCUUCUGGCUGUCUUACCUCUUGCCCACUGCCAUGUUCUGUAUCUGCCCCACCAUUCUGUUCUUCUGCCGCAAGAAGUACUACCUUGUGGAGCCAACCGGCAGCGUUUACACCAAGGCAUUCAAGCUGUGGAAGUUGGCCAUGCAGGGCCGCUGGUCUCUCAACCCCGUGCGACUGUUCAAGAAGAGUGGUCCUAGUGACUUCUGGUCCCGUGUGAAGCCCAGCCACCUUGGCGCCAACAAGCCAGCCUGGAUGGACUUUGACGACGAAUGGGUUGACGAAGUUCGCCGUGGACUUUUGGCUUGCAAGGUGUUCCUCUGGUACCCUCUUUACUGGCUGGCAUAUAACCAGAUGCUUAACAACUUGACUUCGCAGGCCGCCACCAUGCGCCUGGGAGGUGUACCCAACGACAUUAUCAACAAUCUUAAUCCCUUUGCACUGAUCAUCUUCAUCCCGAUCUUCGACCGGUUCGUGUACCCUGGUCUGCGUCGAAUGGGCUUCAACUUUACUCCUGUGAAGCGUAUCACUGCCGGUUUCAUUGCCGCCGGUCUCUCCAUGAUUGUCGCCACCGUCACCCAGUACUACGUCUACAAGAUGGGUCCCUGCGGCAAGCAAGCCAACUACUGUCUGGAGGAAGAGGGCAAAUACACCGACAUUUCCGUCUGGAUCCAAGCCUUGACCUAUAUUCUCGGUGGUAUCUCUGAGAUCUUCGCCUCGGUGACCUCGCUCGAGUACGCCUUCACCAAGGCUCCCCGCAACAUGCGAUCUCUGGUGCAGGCUGUGGCCCUGGUGAUGAACGCCUUCUCCUCUGCUAUCGGUCAAGCCCUCGUCGGACUCUCGGCAGAUCCCCUUCUGGUGUGGAACUAUGCCAUCGUGGCGAUUCUGGCAUUCGUUGGAGCUGCCGGCUUCUGGCUGAGCAACUACAAGACCGAUCGGGAGGAGGAUUCCCUAAAUAUGUUGCCUAACAGUAAUUAUGAGGGACGUCACGAGAGAGAUGAGGAGGUUAAAUGA
Penicillium nucicola is the source of this 1833-nucleotide messenger RNA. RefSeq lists its product as uncharacterized. Gene Ontology annotation, biological process: transmembrane transport; oligopeptide transport. The transcript is spliced from 5 exons. Gene Ontology annotation, molecular function: dipeptide transmembrane transporter activity. Lineage: Eukaryota; Fungi; Ascomycota; Eurotiomycetes; Eurotiales; Aspergillaceae. Bases 1 to 1833 code for a protein of 610 amino acids. The record is from RefSeq and is a predicted model, not a curated record. Gene Ontology annotation, cellular component: membrane.